Messenger RNA from Hypanus sabinus (Atlantic stingray), 2459 nucleotides. RefSeq names its product serpin peptidase inhibitor, clade E (nexin, plasminogen activator inhibitor type 1), member 2 (gene serpine2). The record is from RefSeq and is a predicted model, not a curated record. Gene Ontology annotation, molecular function: serine-type endopeptidase inhibitor activity. Gene Ontology annotation, biological process: negative regulation of plasminogen activation; negative regulation of endopeptidase activity. Lineage: Eukaryota; Metazoa; Chordata; Chondrichthyes; Myliobatiformes; Dasyatidae. Bases 253 to 1446 code for a protein of 397 amino acids. The transcript has 9 exons.
UGACCAGCUUUUCGAAGCUUUUAGUUGGCGGUAGAUUAAUAUCCGGAGCGGAGUAACAAAGGAUUCGGAUUGCGGUCAGAGUUUUGCCGCUGGGUUUUGGAGUGCCAAAUAGCUCCGUGUUUUAGGGAACCACCUUCCUCUGGCAAUCACCAGCAGCAGGGAGGAGGAAGGGAGCAAGCCUAUUAAAGUGAGUUUAGGCGGGACAUUCAGCCAGUUGGAAAGGUACCUUUGUGGUUCAGAAUUGGAUUUGCAAUGAGGAAAAUAAACAUUCUUAUCCUCCUCUAUAUGGCCAUGAGCUCUGUACACAGCCGAAAGAAAAGUGCUAAAAUAUUGGAACUUGGGUCGGAUUUAGGAAUUGAGGUUUUCAAUCAGGUUGUUAGCGCUAAUCCAACAGAAAACAUUAUCUUGUCCCCACAUGGAAUUGCAUCAUUACUUUGGACGUUACAUAUGGGAGCUGAUGGAAGAACAAAACAGCAGUUAAGCAAAGCUCUGAAGUACAACUCACAAGGUACUUACAGAAAGCUCAAAAGGGUAGAGAAGUUGUUAACUGAGAACAGAAAUCAGGAUAUAGUUACUAUUGCUAAUGGAUUAUUUGUACCACGUGAAUUUGAAAUGGAGCCAUCCUUUAUUCAGAAAACUCAUGAGGUUUAUCAAGCUUUACUGAGAAAUGUAAAUUUUAAUGAUCCUUUGAAAGCUGCAUCCAUAAUCAAUGAAUGGACCUCAAAUCAAACUAAAGGUAUGAUCACAGAUAUGAUUUCUCCAACAAUUCUCAAUCCUGCGACAAAACUUGUAGUAGUCAAUGCUAUAUUUUUUAAGGGUUUGUGGAAGUCUAGAUUUCUACCAGAAAAUACUCAGAGUGGGAAUUUCUAUGCAGCUGAUGGGACUGUGUAUCAAGUUCCUUUGAUGUUCCAAAGAUCAGCAUUCAAUUUUGGUAUUGCCAACACACCUGCAAAUGUGAAAUAUUAUAUCCUUGAGAUGCCGUACCAUGGCGAGACCAUUAGCAUGUUUAUUGUUCUUCCAGAGAAUAUUGGUAUCCCACUCUCUGAAAUAUCUCCUCACAUUAAUACACAAACUAUAAAUAGCUGGAAGAAAAUUAUGACAGGAAAGAAACUUGAACUUUCUAUACCCAGAUUCACUGCUGAGACAGAAACUAGACUGGAGAAACUGCUUUCAUCUUUUGGAAUUACUGACAUGUUUGAUCAAACUAAAGCAAAUUUUAGAAAACUCAGUAGGUCUAGUCAAUUAUAUGUUUCACAUUUCCAACAAAAGGCUAAAAUUGAAGUAAAUGAAGAUGGAACAAAGGCCUCUGCAGCAACAGUUGCUGUCCUGAUGUUUAGGUCAUUCAGGAUCACCCCUCCAUUUACAGUAAAUAGACCAUUCCUCUAUGUAGUCUGGCACAAUCCCACAGGUACUGUCCUCUUCAUUGGACAAGUUUCAAAGCCAUAAGAAGACAAUGUGGAGAGAAAACUAUUUUUUGAAGCUUAUUCAAUGUCAAAUUGCUUCUAAGUAGUUUUUAAAAAGUUCUCUUCUGUAUCACCAAUAACUAUAAUGAAAACUAGUAGAUAAUGAUAUAUGUUUUUUGCCUUGCUUGGAAUGUUUCAUCUGUAAUUGCAGGGUUUCCUAACCAUCUGUAUGCAACCAUACCUUCUUAAUUCAGUAUUGCUCUAACAUAAUAAUUUGGAUGAAUAUCCAAAUAGAAGUAUAAUUUUUAACAGAAAUUUUGCAUGGAAAUGCUUGUUUCACAGAGGUUUGCUAUAAUAGAAGUAAGCUCUCUACUUGAACAUAUGAUAAAAACUAAAGGUGUUUUAUGGUAACUUGUUAGCUAAGUACUAGUCCCAGAUAACUGAAAGAUCCUUUAGUACUAUCCGUUUGUGUAACAUCAUCUGCAAUCAUCACUCAUGUCGAUAUGGGAAAUUUCCCAUGAAGGCUGGAAAAGGAUUUGUAAUCUUCACAAACAGACUUAAAUAGCAAUUCUUAAUGCUCACUUUUAUCAACUGAGGUAAAUAGUUUUUUUUACUUUUAAAAACUGCAUUGUUGUACAAGUUGAUCCAAUGUAUUACAUACACAUCCAGGGGUAAUCUCCCCUCAGUAAUGAACAGUGUUGUGAAAGGCCACUUCAAUGCAGCAUGCUGAAUAAUUGCAUUUGUAUUGAAAUAAUGCUUUUAACUUGAUGAUCUAAUUUUUUUUAUCUAUACUUAAAUUGUAUUGGUAAUGUUAGCAAAUAGGUACUUUAUUGCCUCAUUUACUUAAUCUUGAAGCAUGUAAAUUGUGAAAUGUAGUUGUAAGUCUCAAAUGCCCUUCCAAAUUUGGUUUAUUAAUUCUACCUACUAUCUAUUAAGAGGUGGCUUGUUUUUCAAUGUCUUUUUUAUAGCUGUAUUUUUCAUGGAAAAAUUAGAUUUGGCAUAAGUUUUGGGAAACUUCAAGCAAUUUAUUGUUUCAAUAAAAUGAAUUUGAUCUAC